CACAGUCUGAAGCUACAGAAAGAAACACACGUCCUCUGAAAAAUGGACCCCACUCUGUAUUUCAUUCUUCUUCUCUCUGCUCUCUGCUCCGUAUCUGAAUGUGUUCAGCGUCAGUAUCACUUUAUAAAUGAGAGUAAGAGCUGGACUGAAGCUCAGAGAUACUGCAGAGAGAAAUACACAGAUCUGGCCACCGUUGAUGACAUGAACGACAUGAACGAGAUGAAGAAGAGUCUGAAUGAUGGAGGUGUUGAGCUCAUCUGGAUUGGUCUGCAGAAGGCGGGUCGUGAUGAAUGGAGGUGGUCUUCAGGUGAACCUGCUCUCUAUCUGAACUGGGCUCCUGGACAACCUGAAGGCAGAGAUGAUUGUGGCAUGAUGUCAUAUGGAAAAUUUGAGGAUUUGCCAUGUAGUUCUAAUAAAUAUUUCAUCUGCAACAACAAUAAACUGAUUGUGAUCAGAGAGAAUCUGGCGUGGUCUGAAGCUCUGAGAUACUGCAGACAGAAUCAUGUGGAUCUGGUCUCGGUUCAUUCAGAAGAGAUUCAGCGUCGUGUGAAGAACGUGGUUAAACUGGCGUCUACUGCUGAGGUGUGGAUGGGUUUACGUCACUCCUGUAUUGUUGGGAUCUGGUUCUGGGUGAGUGGAGAGACUGUGUGUUAUCAGAACUGGGCUCCAAGGAACGGAUCUUCAGAAGAGGACUGUGAAGUCUCAGUGAGAUCUGGAGCAGUUCAGUCUGGAGGAGAUCAACGCUGGAUCAGCCGUCCUGAAAACACCAAACUCAACUUCAUCUGCAGCAGAUUCUGAGGCCUGUGUAAGUAAGAUAUAAAAUGCUUGCAGGUUCCUUUAACUUUACUAAUUACUUAAAAAGUAAAGCAAUAAUUUUACAUUUAAUCAUUUCUAACUUAAGGUUACGUUUUUUUUUCAGAUGUUUGUUAAUAAUUCUAAAUAAAUGAAUAUAAUGUUAAUCAUUUCAAUUUAAUUCAAUUAAUAUAAUGUUAAUAAUUUCAAAACAGUAAUUGUUAUUGACUUUACAGUAAAUGAUAUGAAUUUAGAGGCUGUGUUUUUCUGCUGGUGGAUUCAUUUCUUUCAAUGUGAUAC
Messenger RNA from Puntigrus tetrazona (Sumatra barb), 1092 nucleotides. RefSeq names its product macrophage mannose receptor 1-like. NCBI's taxonomy places the organism in Eukaryota, Metazoa, Chordata, Actinopteri, Cypriniformes, Cyprinidae. The transcript is spliced from 4 exons. The record is from RefSeq and is a predicted model, not a curated record. The coding region runs from base 43 to 798 and encodes 251 amino acids.